Fulmarus glacialis (Northern fulmar) is the source of this 2265-nucleotide messenger RNA. RefSeq names its product ephrin type-B receptor 5. Gene Ontology annotation, cellular component: neuron projection. The transcript has 11 exons. Gene Ontology annotation, molecular function: ATP binding; protein binding; transmembrane-ephrin receptor activity. The annotation marks the transcript as partial. NCBI's taxonomy places the organism in Eukaryota, Metazoa, Chordata, Aves, Procellariiformes, Procellariidae. Gene Ontology annotation, biological process: axon guidance; central nervous system projection neuron axonogenesis; protein phosphorylation. The record is from RefSeq and is a predicted model, not a curated record.
UCCCCUCUGCUGUCCCUAUGAUGCAUCAGGUGAGUCGUACUACCAGUAGCAUCACACUGUCAUGGCCUCAGCCAGACCAGCCCAAUGGGAUCAUCCUGGAUUACCAGCUACGCUACUUUGACAAGGGAGAAGAUGAGGAUAAUUCAUUCACCUUGACUAGCGAAACCAACAUGGCCACCAUAUCAAAUCUGAGCCCAGGCAAGAUCUAUGCCUUCCAAGUACGAGCUAGAACAGCAGUGGGCUAUGGCCCAUAUAGUGGAAAGAUGUAUUUCCAGACUUUAAUGGGAGGGGAGCGCUCGGAGAUGGUGCAGGAUCGACUGCCGCUUAUCGUGGGCUCAGCGCUUGGUGGUCUAGCCUUCUUGGUAAUUGCUGCCAUUGCCACCCUUGCCAUCAUCUUCAAGAGUAAAAGGCGAGAGACUCCAUAUACAGACCGCCUGCAGCAGUAUAUCAGUGCACGAGGACUUGGAGUGAAGUAUUACAUUGAUCCUUCGACCUAUGAAGAUCCCAAUGAAGCUAUUCGAGAAUUUGCCAAGGAGAUUGAUGUGUCCUUCAUCAAGAUUGAGGAGGUCAUUGGAUCAGGAGAGUUUGGAGAGGUGUGCUUUGGGCGCCUAAAACACCCAGGGAAGCGUGAAUACACAGUAGCUAUUAAGACCUUGAAGUCAGGUUACACAGAUGAACAGCGGCGGGAGUUCCUGAGCGAGGCCAGCAUCAUGGGGCAAUUUGAGCAUCCCAAUGUCAUCCAUCUGGAGGGUGUAGUCACCAAGAGCCGACCAGUCAUGAUUGUCACAGAGUUCAUGGAGAAUGGAUCACUGGAUUCCUUCCUCAGGCAGAAGGAGGGACAGUUCAGUGUGUUACAGCUGGUGGGAAUGCUACGGGGGAUUGCAGCUGGCAUGCGCUACCUUUCAGAUAUGAACUAUGUGCAUCGUGACCUGGCAGCACGUAACAUCUUAGUCAACAGUAACCUUGUGUGCAAGGUGUCAGACUUUGGUUUGUCCCGUUUUCUGGAGGAUGAUGCUUCAAAUCCCACCUAUACUGGAGCUCUGGGCUGCAAAAUCCCCAUCCGUUGGACUGCCCCUGAAGCUGUCCAGUAUCGCAAGUUCACCUCCUCCAGUGAUGUCUGGAGCUAUGGCAUUGUCAUGUGGGAGGUGAUGUCCUAUGGUGAGAGGCCUUACUGGGACAUGUCCAAUCAGGAUGUAAUUAAUGCCAUUGACCAGGACUAUCGCCUGCCACCACCCCCGGACUGCCCAACUGUUUUGCACCUGCUGAUGCUUGACUGCUGGCAGAAGGAGCGAAUCCAGAGACCCAAAUUUGAGCAAAUAGUCAGUGCCCUAGAUAAAAUGAUCCGCAAGCCAUCUGCCCUCAAAGCCACUGGCACUGGGAGCAGCAGACCAUCUCAGCCUCUCCUGAGCAACUGUCCUCCAGAUUUCCCUUCACUCAGCAAUGCCCAUGAGUGGUUGGAUGCUAUCAAGAUGGGCCGUUACAAGGAGAAUUUUGACCAGGCUGGUCUGAUUACAUUUGAUGUCAUAUCACGCAUGACUCUCGAAGAUAUCCAGCGUAUUGGCAUCACCCUUGUUGGUCACCAGAAAAAGAUUCUAAACAGCAUCCAGCUCAUGCGAGUCCAUUUGAAUCAGCUUGAACCAGUUGAAGUGUGAUGUUUACACCAUCCUUAUUCCACUAGUCUCAAACUCUGGAAAGGUUCUGGGGGAAUUCAGAGGGAUUUUCACUGUAAGAAAAAGAGAUGUCAGUAUGCUACUUGAAGACUUAAUGCACCCGGACAGUGCACGCUACAUGUCCUGUUCCAUGAACAAAACCAAAAAUUUGCCAUGAUUUGAAAACAGAGCUGAAUAACUGGUGGCAUUUAAAUGUGGCUGACAUCAUACAUUGAGAAUGGGUUGUGGGAGGGAAAGUUACGAUAACAUGGGGAGGAGAUGGAAUAAUAGCUUGGACAGAUCACAAGCACCCGUUGCCUCUUCUCUGCCAACAAAAGGUAUCAGACAACUUUACAAAGCUGUCAGCAGGCUUUAUCUGUGGCUGGGAUCCCAGCAAAGACAUAAUAAAGGCAACAAAAAAUUACCAUUUUUUUCCAAAAGAAUGCCAUCAUGGUAUGAGAGAUUAUUACUCAGAUGGAGAUGAGCAUCAGGCUAUCACUUGAUAUGCCAGCUUGCUCCGGAACUCAAGUGCCAGUUAGGGCACAAUAUGUGCUAAGCAAUAAGACAUGUCACCUGGUAAAGAGGUUGAGAGUAAAGGGCUCAAAAUUCUAUGCUA